Cooperia oncophora is the source of this 1071-nucleotide messenger RNA. The record is from the annotation of a GenBank genome assembly. Lineage: Eukaryota; Metazoa; Nematoda; Chromadorea; Rhabditida; Trichostrongylidae.
AUGCUUGACGAACCAACAUCCGGUAUGGAUCCUGGAGCACGUCACGAGACCUGGACUCUUCUACAGGCAGAGAAAAGCCGACGGACGAUUCUGCUGACGACGCAUUUCAUGGAAGAAGCCGAUUUGCUCGGCGAUAGAAUUGCUAUCUUGGCUCAUGGCCAACUCCAAUGUUGUGGUUCAGGAAUGUUUUUGAAGUCCCAAUAUGGUGCCGGUUAUCAUUUGACAGUAGUCUACGAGAGCUCGCCGAAUAUUGAUGAGAUGGUAACUAAGACUCUGGAAGUUCUCUCACGUCACGUCAAUGACUUACGACUGCAGUCCUUCGUUGGCCAAGAAGCAACAUUCAUCAUUUCGGCCAAAUGCAGGCCACAGUUUCCAUCAAUGUUCGUGGACCUUGAAAGAAGUCAACAUGAGCUAGGGAAUUUCCUCGUUUGGCAUGUCGAUAACUACGAUGGAGGAGAAGGGAGCUAUGCUCAGGACGUGUUCAAUAGGGAACAUGAAGAGGAGAGCGUAGAUACUACGGAGCUGGUCGAAAAUGACCCUUAUCUUUCACAGUUGAAAGCUACACAGCGUCUCAAAGGUCUUUCUUAUUAUUGGCAGCAAGUAGAGGCGAUGUUUAUCAAACGAGUCAUCUAUUUCUACCGAAAGUGGAUAAUGUUCGUCAUGAAUUUGUUAUUUCCGAUUCUAUACAUGGCACUUAUGACGUGGACCUCGACGUUGGUGCCAUCCCCUACAGAGCAGCCGACUCUUAAGAUUGAUAUGUCGCCAUUCGGGGGUGCAAAUGGAGAUGGUUACGUCCUCAGUUCGAAUCGCACAGACGAUCGCAUUGAAGACAGUUUUGAUUUGUACAGCACCAUCAAAUCUCUUCAUAGACACAGUACAGAACGUGUCUGCCUAUGUAGUGAAUCUCAUAGAUCAGCGUUCUUCAACAAUUUCGCAUUCACUACUCCUCCUCUGGCGAUAAGCGUCGCUGAUUCGAUGCUCCUCUCAAAUGCAACCGGGAAAAGUAUCACGUUGGAGGUUAGUUCCUGCAUUACGCUUGUUUCAAAAAUGGAUUUGUUCGAUGAACGAUAA